AUGAAACUGCGGUUGCAUCUGUUCGUCCUGUGCGUGAUAAUCAUAUUCCUGGUGUACAACAUGGCUAACUUUCAACAUAAGCAGACAUCGUUGGAAGCAAAAUCUCAUCCAUUUGAUACAGUGACGGUGUCUGACAGAGACGUUGUUAAGGUGCCUCAAAAAGCGGAGGCUAGGAUUGGUUAUUUACCCCAUGGUAUAGUGGAGUCCAACUCCGACAUGGAGUUGAAGCCAUUGUGGCUGACAAGUGCGCAGUCAAAGAAGUCUAAACAAAGUGAUCAGUUUUUUAUUGCUAUUGCUGCCGGUAUAAAUCAGAAAAAAAGUGUGGACGCUAUUAUGAAGAAGUUUCUUCCAGAAAAUUUUACAGCUAUAUUGUUCCAUUAUGAUGGGAAUGUCAAUGGGUGGAAUGAUCUACCAUGGAGCAAAAGUGUGAUACAUAUAGCUGCUUCUAACCAGACUAAAUGGUGGUUUGCAAAGAGGUUCCUCCAUCCUUCUGUUGUGUCCAUGUACCAGUACAUCUUUCUUUGGGAUGAAGAUCUGGAAGUUGAUAACUUUAACCCGAGAAGAUACUUAAAUAUAGUUAGAUCAGAAGGGCUGGAGAUAUCACAACCAGGUCUUGACUCUAAGCUUUCUGAAAUUCAUCACCGGAUAACUGUUCGUAAAAAAACAGGGACCUUUCAUAGAAGAGUUAGCCGGGCUAACAAACAGUGUUCAAGAGAAGGACCGCCUUGUUCUGGAUGGGUCGAGGGCAUGGCGCCUGUUUUCUCAAAGUCUGCUUGGCCAUGUGUGUGGCAUCUUAUCCAGAAUGAUCUUAUCCAUGGAUGGGGUAUCGAUUACAAGUUUGGAUAUUGUGCUCAGGGUGACAGGACAAAGAACAUCGGCGUAGUUGAUAGUGAAUUUAUAGUUCACCGAGGAGUGCAGACAUUAGGAGGUUCUACAGUAUCAAAGGAUGGUACUCGUGGCAAAAAUGCCCAGCCACUUCGUCAGAAAGCAGCUCAAGUCCAAAAAACGAGAGGGAAGGCACCAGGCCUUGAUAUGCGAACAAAGAUCCGGAGAAAAUCACGAUCGGAGCUUCGUGAUUUCCAGAAGCGCUGGGACCGGGCUGCAAGGGAAGACAGAACAUGGGUUGAUCCGUUUGCCCGCUCCCGAAGAAAGCGGAGGAAUAGAAACAACCCACAAUAG
This is a messenger RNA of Miscanthus lutarioriparius, 1179 nucleotides long. The record is from the annotation of a GenBank genome assembly. NCBI's taxonomy places the organism in Eukaryota, Viridiplantae, Streptophyta, Magnoliopsida, Poales, Poaceae.